Dendronephthya gigantea is the source of this 1902-nucleotide messenger RNA. RefSeq lists its product as uncharacterized. Lineage: Eukaryota; Metazoa; Cnidaria; Anthozoa; Malacalcyonacea; Nephtheidae. The transcript is spliced from 5 exons. The record is from RefSeq and is a predicted model, not a curated record. Bases 91 to 1773 code for a protein of 560 amino acids.
ACCUGUAACGCGAUUCAAAUCACUCCAAAAGUAAACAUUUCUUACCAUUACACGGCUGUGACAAUUAUUGAUCAGCGAAAAGGUCCUAACAUGCUGUUGCUCCUGUCAUCGACCAGGAUGUUAUUUUGCUCAUUCUUCUUAGCACGGAUAUUAAUAUAUUCCUACCAGUUGUCAUGCACGGUAAAUUCUCUUAAGACUAGGAUUCCAUCAGCGAAGUCUAGUCUAAUACAUGCCGGCAGUAAUCCUAUUACGUCCAAACCAUCUACAGCAUUUGGCAUAAAAAAGAAAAAUAUAGCCAAACAAAGCCUAACAAAACAAGCAAGCAAAAAGGAGAAAAAGUUUACGAGAAACGAGAAAACGCUAUUGAAACUUUACCUGCGUGAUUUCAAGACUGGUUGGUAUCGGGUUCAUCGAGCUAAGUUUGACUGGAAAGGGUAUUUAGCACCUUGUGCCAAGCAUACAAAAUGGGGAAUCAAUUCUGCCGGCUGGAAGAACAGAAAAUUAAAAACUUGCGCUGCUAAUAGUUUUAUAUCGAAAUGGGACAUUCGUCCUGCUGGAGAAUUCAGCAGGUUUUUCAUUCAAUCUAAAACAUCAAAUAAUCAUACUAAGAAUAUCGGCGGGGAUUCCUGGCGUGUUCAUAUUAAAGGAAGAUCUUCAGUUAGUGCUACAGUAUUUGAUCACAACAACGGUGUUUAUGAAGUGUUAUUUCUCUUGAUGGAAGCAGGAUUUUAUCAAAUAGAAAUCACUUUGGAUUAUACUUUAUGCGAUGGCUUCAAAGAUCCACCUGCAUAUUGGUAUAAAAAAGGUUGUACUCAAGGAAAGCGGCAACCUAAGGGCAUUCUUAAAGGAGAUUAUCCUUUUCUAGCCGAAAUAUUUGGUCAUGGCAAGUCUAUUUCCAUGGUGGUCCCUGAAUCGAAACACUCAAAAAAACUACUGGUCGCAAUGGCCAAGAUUAGAAGAAAUAUCUUUAGGAGUAAUGCGUCGACAAGAAAUGCCAAGAAAGGUGGUAAGAAAAAGCGUUGCUGUAGUGUUAAUUGCCCCAGUUUAAUAUUUGAUGGCCUUGGAAGAUGGAUACAUGACAAAUGGAAGCCGUAUAUUGAAGAGAACGACUUGAAGCGUGAACCUCAUAACCACGAAGGAAUAUUGUGGGUAUACGGGGAUUCUGUGUCAAGACGAUUUGCAGAAUCACUCAUGGUGAAUGGUUCCCGAUCUGUCAUAUGCAGGAAGAUAUUCAAACGCUGCAAACUUACAUACACUUGGGUUUAUAAUGUCCAAAAUGAAUUACGAGUAACAAAGAAUGGAAAAGAUUAUAAUCACAAGAAAGUCAUGAGAGAAAUCAACAAAGUGUUAGAUGACAAAGAAUUAGAUGAACACAGUGUGAUUUUAUUAAACUGGGGAAUCCAUUUUGUUCACGCUGUAAACUUCGCAAAUUUUCAAAAACUUAUUGACGACUUUAUCACGACAGUUGAACACAAACGAAGAAAAGGCCAGUUCAAAAGUAAAAUCAUUUGGAGAACAACCACGGCAAUUUUUAGAGAGCGGCUUGGUUUCCCUCACAGAGAUUCUUAUCGGUUUCUAACAUUCUCUAGAAUUAUUUUAUUUAAUGCGUACGCAACGUCAGCCAUGUGUAAAGCUGGUAUUGAUGUGAUUGAUGUGUAUCCAAUGACUGAUUCGUUCCCACCUGGAACGGUAUCCAAGCGCGAUCCAUUUCAUUAUAGGAGACAUCCAUUACGAAGUGUUGAGAAACUGCUGUAUCACAAAUUUAAGCCUUGAACCCCUUAAAAUGAGGAAUAUGAUGUAUGUAUAAAUACACCCGGGCUUAGCGUGGUUUCUCCUAUUCUUCAAUACCACUCUAGUCAAAUUUAUUUUUCGGUAGUUUAGGUAUUUUUUUUCAGCAGCAAU